AUGAAUGUGACAUCGAACGUGGAGGACGAUUGGUUCAACGAUUUUCAAUAUGGUAAUAAAGGUGCUGCUUCAUUCAUUAUAGCAUAUAUCGGAUUUUAUGGUUUGAGUAUAAUAUGUUUAUUGGGCCGACAAUUAAAAGCAACCCAACGACAACAAUACGAACUGCCUGCUUAUUUUUUAAAAACACUUUGGGAUGUGCCAAAUAAAAAUAAACUUUAUCAAGAACUAGCAGAUGUUGAACGUUUAAAACGAAUAUUUCGUGGUUAUUUUGCUGAUCAUGAAUCGUGUACAUCAAUCGGACAUGAUGAUCUUCAAGCUAUGGUCGAAGAACGUGCAUAUGCAUGUGCUUUAAAAUAUCAACAAAAGUUACGAAGACUUCAUUUAUCGCAUACUGAUUAUUAUAUUGAUAUGGUAGAACGUUUUAGUGAUAAUGACAUCGAAGAAAAACUUUCAAAAUCUACUAUAAUGACACAAACAAUUAUUCCUCAUACGAAGUUUCAUAACAUGAAUAGACAUGAACAUGAAAAUCAAAUUUGGCCAAUUUCUGUUGUUUAA
Rotaria socialis is the source of this 555-nucleotide messenger RNA. The record is from the annotation of a GenBank genome assembly. NCBI's taxonomy places the organism in Eukaryota, Metazoa, Rotifera, Eurotatoria, Philodinida, Philodinidae.